AGCUGAACCUAUUUUUCAGCCGCAAUUUAAUAAAUUCUUUCCUCGCCCGUUGUAAUAGAAUACUACAUAUAUGCUGCAAAUAGCACAGAUAAAUGGCAAUUGGACGCUGUCAACCGUGGUCACCAACACUAGUUCAUCAAAAUCGAACACAGCCGAUAAUUGUGCCGAUAAAGAGAGCAAAACAUCCUCAUUGGCUCUAACCCAAAAGAAUAUGAAUCUCAGGUUCAUUCCAGGACAACGAGGCAAAUCUUUGCUGUGCUUCAACAAUUUCACGUAUGCACAAAACAAUGUUUGCGGUAAUACAACUUAUUGGAACUGUCGUAGCCGACGCGUUGGCCAGAAGCCCUGCAAGGCUCGCAUCACAACAACAAAACAACCAAACGGUCUGUUCAGGGUGUGUCUAACUAAGCCCGAGCACAAUCAUGAACCCUCACCUCGUGUGCUGAGAAAGAUCGAAAAAUCACUUUAAACUUAAUUUAAUAAUAAAUUCAAUUCAAUUCAAUAAAACUUAUAAUGGUGGUUUGUCACA
Rhagoletis pomonella (apple maggot) is the source of this 529-nucleotide messenger RNA. RefSeq lists its product as uncharacterized. The record is from RefSeq and is a predicted model, not a curated record. The transcript is spliced from 2 exons. NCBI's taxonomy places the organism in Eukaryota, Metazoa, Arthropoda, Insecta, Diptera, Tephritidae. Bases 71 to 469 code for a protein of 132 amino acids.